Messenger RNA from Haliotis rufescens (red abalone), 1513 nucleotides. Its product is annotated as probable methyltransferase-like protein 24. The record is from RefSeq and is a predicted model, not a curated record. Lineage: Eukaryota; Metazoa; Mollusca; Gastropoda; Lepetellida; Haliotidae. Bases 204 to 1115 code for a protein of 303 amino acids. The transcript is spliced from 7 exons.
GAAACAGUCUUUUGUCCGCGAUGGUAAUGGAUGUAUGGCGCCAUUUUGUCACUCGCUGGCUCAUCGCGCGUUUGCUUUGUCCUCCAUUCAUGGAAUACGAGAACAUGUUACCACAGAACGGCCAUAAACACUGUCCUUAAAUCUUAGUGUCACAGAACUACCCUUGGUUAUAAAUCAAUAUCCCGUAUUACCUCCAUGGCAAGAUGCGACGCACGUCUGCUGUGGUCGUGAUGGGCUUGGUCUUUCUUGUUGGAAUCAUUAUAUUUCAUGCAGGAAUUGGGAACUAUUUUCAGUGGAAUCAGCUUGUACCAAUCGUCUAUGAAGAAGACUGCCCAGGUUAUAGCUUCGUAAAGAACAAUUAUACAGACAAACCCAUCAUCCCUGAGGCUGAGUGUCUCCGAGGUCAUGUGCCACCGACACGUUCCCAGAUAGGCAACCUUGACCCAGCUCAAAUGACUGAAGUAUACCACAGUUACGUGGAAAACAUCCAGGUGGCGUGUGGGGACAUGAAGAGGAUGGGACUUCAGCAAGAUGGCGGCUGGGAGGUUUGUAACGACCCCCUCGUCAGACCUAAGAAACCGUGCCUAGUUUAUUCCUUUGGUAUCAACAAUGACUUCAGUUUCGACGACGCAAUCGAGCAAGAAUACGGAUGUGAGAUCCAUGCUUUUGACCCCAGUAUGGGCAAACCAGACCAUCGGCGCAGCGACUACGUGAUGUUUCAUUCUCUGGGACUUUCUGAUUACAAUGGAAGGUCAGAAAGAAAAUGGCCAAUGAAAACUCUCAACUGUAUACGCGAGUCUCUUCAACACACUCAGACAACGAUCGAUGUUUUAAAAAUUGAUAUUGAAGACAUGGAGUGGAAGGUGGUUCCGGAAGUCAUUAACAACAAUGCCUUGCACAACGUGUCUCAGUUUGUGUUUGAGGUUCACAUUUCGCUGCAGCAUAAGGAUGCUCCUUCAGAAAAAUAUAUAACAGCUCUGGGAAUAUUCCGGGAUUUGUAUGAUCUCGGUUAUCGGAUUUUCCUCACACACAGAAACCAGUUUUGUCAUUACAAGUCCUCGACAGGAAAACAGAGGACUUCGUGUCAUGAAAUAUAUAUGAUGAAAGUUUGCUGAGUGAGAUUAGCAUCAAUUGAAGUGGUUUUGUUUCCGGUGCCAUCCGACGUGAUGUUGCGGCUCAAAACCGUACUCACUCAUGGGGUAUUGCUUUAAUAACGGCGCAAAUUUCUUGAAGGCCUAGAUAUGACACCAACGGGUAUAAUGUUGUCAAUCGAGGAUCAUUUGGUUUGAACCUAGGUCUUGGUACGGCUAGGGGACGCUACUCUGUACAUCGAUUUUAUCAUUACCAAAAACAGUUUUAAGGAAAGACUCAGGGAUUUUGCGGUUAUGGUGUUGAUGUGUUGUGUAACUGGUAAACAGCAACCCAUGCUUGUCGUAAGAGGCGACUAACGGGAUCGGGAGGUCAGGCUCACUGACUUGGUUGAUGCAUGUCAACGAUCCCAAUUGCGUGGAUC